Molecule: messenger RNA, 13262 nt
Organism: Mytilus trossulus (common blue mussel)
Lineage: Eukaryota; Metazoa; Mollusca; Bivalvia; Mytilida; Mytilidae
Product: eukaryotic translation initiation factor 4E transporter-like
Exons: 24
Coding region: 274-4335 (1353 amino acids)
Biological process (GO): negative regulation of translation
Cellular component (GO): cytoplasm; nucleus
Molecular function (GO): mRNA binding
Source: RefSeq, a predicted model, not a curated record
GGUGAAAUUUUGCAAAAUUUGACCUUAUAAAUGAAAAUUAGGUCAAUCUUGCUCUGCGCAUGCAAGUAUCCGGGCGAUUUCCAACAUUUUCCGAUGUUGUACUGCAACCGUUCAAAAGUGGACUAUGUAUCAUCUGUUUCAGCAUGUAUUAGGGCGACAUUAUAGUUAACCAGACCAUAUUUAGAUAUACUUUAGUUUCCUAUUAUAUAACAUUUUCGUUGUGUAUUGUCUUUCGUGUAAAUCUUCUCAAACGGGGCUCUGCCCUGCUGAAGAAUGGAAAAAGAAUUUAAUUCUGAUGACAGUGGCAGGAAUACUCCAAGAGAGGUUGUUCUGACAAGGUCUGAUACACCUGGACCUACACCAGCAUAUAUCUACAGUAGGGACCAGUUGUAUGAGUUUGCUAACAGUAAAACAGCAAAGAAAAGACCAGUUUGUUUGUCUACAGAUUAUGAUAACACCGAGGGUUUAUGGGAUCCAGAGAAAUGGUUUAGAUCUUUCGAUAGUGGUGUUGGUGACAGAUUGUCUCCUCUAAACAUAGGAGAGAAAGAAAAGAAAGCAGAAUAUUUAAACAAAAGAAGACCAUCAGAUCCGAAAGAGAGACUCAAAGAAGAAAAAGAUGGUAUAGUUUUGAGUCCCCAGAGGAGGAGUUUUGGGACAGGAUGUCAUGUGACAGCUCCUGUGAUGACAAGACAAGUUAGUUGUCCUGCAGAUUAUAAGGACGACAACAGAAAUGUCAGACGUAUUGGUAGUGGUAGAAUUCAAAUAGACCGAGAUAGAGGAGAAAGGGAACGUGAACCUCAGCAUGCUCAGAGAGAGCGUGAACCUCAGAGAGAACGUGACUAUAGGGCAAUCCGUGACAGAUUUGAUGACGGAAGAGAUAGGAGAUAUGAUAACAGGGGAGACAAUCGAGGCUACAGAAGGGAGUAUGAUGACAGGAGGGACUUCAGUCGGCAUUUCAGCAGAGACAAUGGUCGUAACAGACACGAUUCUUACCGUCACCGUGAAGAAGAGGAACCAGAAUGGUUCUCAGAGGGGCCCACCAGUCAAAAUGAUCGCAUAGAACUUCAUGGAUUUGAAGGCCCCAGAGAGGUCAAAGAGGAACAUGUGAAGGGCAAGGACGAUGAAGAAGACGAUAACAACAUGGAUACUGGAUUUGAUGAGGAAUAUCAUGAAGAGGCUCAACAGGAUGAAUCAAACAAAAGUUCAGAAGUAAAAGUAGCUGAUGUGAAGGAAAGAAAUGGUAGUCUGGAGACCAAUGAGUCAAGUUCACCUGAGGAAUCAAAUAACUCAGGCAGUCUGCAUGUCCCAUCGCCCCAGGCCACAAACUUGUUUGACUUUAAUGAGUUCUUCAAGAUAGAAAACCUUCCAGGCUUAAAUGAAGGUGGUAGUCCCACUGCUGAAGUACAGACUGGAUUCCAGAGUCGAUUCAGUCGCUGGUUCUCCUCCCAUCAUGGAGGAGGCAGUAUGGGUAACAGCCGGGAGAAUAGUCGUAGAUCAUCAAUCAAUGAAGACUUUGGAUAUCUCAAUGAACUACUAAGUGGAACCAAAAGUCCAAUUGUUCCAUCGCCACCACCUAACACCAUUAAUUCAAUGUACGACAAGUCUGUGUUCAUGACACCAGGCAACAGCACGUUCUCUGACAAACCACAGUGUAUAAGUAUGGACAUGUCUGUCUCACAGAAAAACAUCAUAGCUCCAAUGUUGAACAGUAUAUUCCAGAAUUCUGGAUCAUCACAUCAUAAGCGUAAUGAUAGCAACAGCAGUAAUUACAGUGUACAGGAUGUAGAGGCUCAGCUGAAGGCUUUAUUGUUUGGAAGGAAAGACUCCACUGCCUCUAGUAGUGGUAAUAACAGUCCUGCUGUAUCCUCUCCUAGAAAUGUACCAUACAUCAAGACUGUACAGGAACUGGAAGCUGAUAUGAAGCCAACGACCACACCUGGUGGACAUAACUACCCUCAGCAGCCAAUUCCCCACCCACUGGCAAUGAAUCAUCACAAGAUCGAAAGACAGAACAGAAUGACUCCUCCUGGUGCAAGAAUGACUCCUCCUGGUGUGAGAAUGACUCCUCCUACUGUGAUUCACCAUCACCAACCACACCAGCAACAACAUCAGCAGCAUCAGCAGCCCUCGUCUCAACAAUCUUCCCGACGAUCAAGUGAGGAUGAAGGAGAUUUGACGGCAUUUAAUAAAUUAUUGAGUCUGAUGCAAGCUGGGGCAGCGGCAGCUGUAGAAUCUCCAAAAAUUCCAACUCGACAGGAGACCAGAGUUCCUUCCCCACCACAACAGAUGAUGCAGGCUAGACCUCAGACUCCAAAUAGUCAACAGACUCAAGCUCAAAUUGCACAAAAUGAGUUCUUACAGGCUUUACUUCGUAACAAGGAGCAACAGAAUCUGAUACGACAGCAGGCUCUAAUGAAGAUGAAUUACAUGACAAAACAAUCCACGCCUCUUGCCCAGCCAACACCUCUAGGUCAGCAGACACCAGGUGGCCUACAAACAACCUUGCCCGAAUCAUUGGCAAAUUAUAUCAAACAGAACCCAACCAUCAUUACAAAAUCAGCCUCCCCAACCCCUCCGCCUCAAUCUGUCCUUCAACAGCCACAGGCUCCAACCAUGAUGAACAUCAUACAGAACACAUCCACACCUAGAGCUCCAUCACCGACACCACAACAAGUCAUUCCAAACUUCAUGCCACAGCCAACAUCAUCACCUCGUGUACCUUCACCAAUCAUGUUCAGUCAGCAACCACCAAUGCAUCUCAAUGCGCCAUCACCGAUCCAUCCAUCUCAGUUGACAAGUACAUCACCAAUCAAUGUACCAGCAGUUUCUAUGUCUUCGACUGCUUCAAUAAGGCCACCUGUUAUCCACCGUGGACCAAGUCCACAGGAACUUAUAGCUCAUACACAAGCCAUAAUGCAGACAGCUUUACUUAAAAAACAAUUGGAAGAUCAAAAAGAAAGAUUUAUGAAGAAACAACAAGAAAGGGCCAAGUCACCUAACCCUACAGGAACACCUAUUCCAUCAAAGUCACCAAGUAUGAUGCCAAUGCCCAUGUCUAACAAUCCAGUCAUUGUUAAUAAUCAACCAAAGCCUGCAGUGUCAGUUGCUUUUACGCCAACUUCAGUGAUGCGAAAGAUGCAUUCAGACAAAGCAAGUGAAAAGGACAAACAGAAACCAGAGAUGGGAGAAGGAACACCAGCGCCUCCUCCACCAAUCAGACAAUUAAUACGACCUGAUGGGUCGUUAAAUGACGAAGACCACAACAGUCCAAAUAAUGAAAUUGAUAGACACCUGAACAACAAGUACCAAGAGUCGAGGAAUGGUCCGCAGUCAGAUCAGCAGUUCAACACUCAUGUGCCUCCUCCUGGAUACUCUAUGGGGUCCAGUACAGGAAACCCUGAACAGGGAACAGGUGCAAACAAAAAUUCUCGUCCUGGACCAAACAUGAUGUCUAACAUGAUGCAGGCCAAUGGACCACUUCCACAGAUGAGUGGACCACCACCACUUUUGUCAACACAACUAUCCACUCCUGGUAGACCAAUUGUCAAAGCAGUGAAUGUUAGUACUAGUAGCGUAACAGGUGUAAUGACACCUAACCAGGUACCUAUGAGACAGUUCUCUGUGUCACAGCAACUAAAUACUCCUCUGUCCUCUGCCAGUAUACAACAGAGGGCUAUAAUGGGACAGAACACAUUACAGACGGCAUCACCCAACAUGCCACCUAGACCAAUGAACAUUUCCCCCAAUCCACUCACAAGACCCAUCGUUGGGACGCCGGUGUCGCAGAACUUUUCAAUGGGCAUUCCAAUCACUGGACGUAUGCCUAUUCCACAAGGAGGUGUUAAUAUGAGUCCAAGUCCUCUUGUUCUACAACAGAUGAUGCAGGGAGGUAUAUCACCAGCUACAGCUAGAGUGAAUGCACUGAAUCAGAUAAACCAAAUAAACCACCUGAAUCAGAUGGCUCUACAGGCCCAGCAACAGCAGCAGAGGAUGAUGGACCCUAGACUUCAAGGUAUUCGUGGAAUCUAUCCACCUUCUACAAUGAGUCCACGGACCUCUUUGCAGUCGGCGGGACUUAAUAUACCCAACUCAAUGGGAGUCAACGUUGCCAUGAGCCGUGCUUUGUCACCACAUGCACUAUCUCAGAAACAAUCAAUGGGUAGCCCUGUUUCUCCAGGAUUGUAUAACGGGAAUAACAACCUAACAAAACCAGGAGAACCCAAUCUGUUCAAGUGGUUUGGUAAUGAUGUGCUGAAAGGACAGAUACCCAACAUGCCACCCCUUCCUCAACAGGGAACCAGAGUCAUGACGGUUGACGAAAUUGAACGGUGUUAAAUUCAGUGGUGGAAUGAUGUCCUAUUUCCUAACGAUCUGUGAGGUCUUUAACAGGAAAUAUGGUGGCAUCAUUUUAUAAUAGACUUCCCAUUACUUACAAUGUGAUUAUCAUUGGAAAAGGGGAGAUAACAAUGGCAUAUAUAGUGGUGAUAGAUUCAUGUGGUGUUCAGACAGACUCAUAUGAACAAUUUAUAUGUAUAAUGACAUCAACUCUGUUAUCUAAUCCAACGAUUUUGUAAGCUUGGCACAAGGUCUUUAAUAAAGCUUUUUUGUCAAUUUAUAAAUUACAGGUUUUCAUUAGUGUGGUACCUAAUACAGGAAACAGUGAUACAUACUUUUUGCUCGAUUGCUUAGUUACAACUCGGAAACUUUCUUUUGUCUCUGUAAAUAUCAAUUUUGUGUACAGAAAUGUUGUUUUCGCUCAGAUUUUUUUGUGAGUGUAUAUUUUUUUCUUUCCAUGAAUAUGUAAUAUUGAUUGUAUAUCCUUAAAAUGAAAAUGUAUGUAUAUAUGUGUUAAUUUCUUUUUCGAUUGGUUGAUUUUGUAAAUAAAAUGUCUUUUUUUUUGUCGUUUACUUGGCAGAUGUAACAUAUCACACAAUCAACUCGUCAGUUUCACUGUAAAUAAACAGUAUAUCAUCUCUCAGUUAAAACCUCCAGGAAUAUUAAUGUUAUUUAGAAACUGUUAUUUUUGUGCUAUCGAGUUGUUUCUGUAUUUGAAGACAGACCAGUUGUGUCUGUACUAGUCAUUUCAUUAUUUUUGAACACAAGAAAAGUGCUUGGCAUUUUGUAACAGAUGUUUAUAUAUAUUUUUUGUUUUAUUAAUAUUUUUUCUGACAAAGUCAUCUUUCUGUACAUUUGUAAAUAGUCUGGUGUUAUUUAAUGUUUUGAUUUUGUUUGUAAAAGAAUUAAACAUAUAUCUACUCUCUACUCUGGGUUUCAACAAACAUGGCCAAUGUUAAAGCAAGUCAGAGGUCUUAUCAAUGGUCUAAGCCUCACUUUGGAGUUUGGAUAUCUUUAAAAAAUAAAUUUCACUGCCAAGUAUAAGCUUAUUAUGUUAAUAGGAUACUGUUGUUUCCCAGUUGAUGGUAUUCUAAAGCAUAAUCCUGUUCAGUUUAAAUAUGAUGGGGCUGAUAGAUAUGCAGUAGGUUUGGUAAAUUUUCAAGCUUUAAAAUUGUUAUAUUAAAAAAAGUGAACGAGCGUGGGGUUUUGAUUAAAACAAAGAAACAUGGAUGUUAUAUUUAUUUUACAAAGAAACAUGGAUGUUUAGAUUUAUUUUACAAAGAAACAUGGAUAUUUAGAUUUAUCUUACAAAUCAAAUUCCAGUUAAGAUUUUGCAAACAAAAUCAUUGUUGUAUGUACAUAGCUGUAAAGAAUUUACUUUUGUAUGUUAGAAAAAUAAAUAUGUGUAUUGCUUAUUUCUCUGAAAACAAAAGGUCAUUUUGCAUAUAAAGUUUUUAGUGUUUUAUGUAUUAAGAUGUACUAUUAGUAAUACAAAUUUUGACCAAUCUGCAUUAGGGAGCAUAUGUUUAACUUAUUCAAGCUUUAAGCAUACAUGAUGUAUACAUUAAAAAGCCAUCAUAUAUUGAUAUGUGGUUUGCCCCAAUCAUGCUUACAGAAAUAGAUAUAUGAUCCUUAAAGCAGUGACUUCAUUCAGACCCUUAGGAUACUCUGCUUUUGGUUUAAGUGCUUUAUAUAAAUAUAAAAGCCAAUGUUUUUAAAUUAUUAUACUAGGGUUUGUUUUUAUGAAAAUGAAAAUGAAAGGUAAUGUUUCAGUAAAUAUGUGUACAUUUGGUAACAUUCAUCCUUAAGAUUAGUUCAUUUUAUAAUUUUUUUUUAUUGUCUUAAGUAAUUUUAGGACAUUCAAUAGAAAAUAGUCUAGUAUUGCAUGGGGAGGUAAAAACAAAAGUUUUAAAUGGAAUAACACAAUAGAAAGCCAUUGAUUUGACAUUUAGAUUAAGAUUAGUCAUCUAGUAAACAAAACCGUGAAAAUGUGAAAUGAUUCAAAAAUUUCUUCAUAAUAGUAUAUCACUAUUACAUUAUCAUUAGAAUAUGUGAUUUACAUGUAUAAAUAUGUGUUCAUAUGAUGAGAAUAAGUGAAUUCUAUAUGUUAUUGUUUUACAGUGCUUAAGAUUUAAGAACAUUCUCUUAUAGCGGUCUGUUCAAUUCUUUGUGAAUAAUUUUUCUAAAUAUUUUAGUGCUGUGUUUUAACAGUUGUUUUAUUUUGAUAUAUUUUUCUUGUGCUGAUGUGGAUUUUGAUUUUGUCAAAGGCCAAGCAAAUCAGAAGGUUUCUUCAAGCCCGUAGCCAGAAAUUUCGAAAGAGGGGUUCGUUGGUCUCACAAACUCGACUUUUACAGUCAAAAUUUGAACAGAACAUUGACUUUAACAGUGCUUAUUUGUUUUCAAGGGGGGGGGGGGUCGUUUGAACCCCCCCCCCCCCUGGCACGGGUAUGGUUUAUAUAACUUUUAAGCAGUUUGUUGCUAUUAUUAUUUAUUAUCAUCUAUCUGAAAUAAAUAAUUUAUGCAACUCAAAGAUUGGCUUCUUAUAGGGCCACUUGUUAUUUCUGUGAACAAAGACUUCCAUGAGUAAUUCAAAAUCAAUGAGGUUUUUUUUUAUAAGAAAAAAGGAUUUAAUGAGAAAACUUGAUUUUUAUAAAUUUGUUUGGCCUCUGAUAACUCUAAUUUUUGUGAAUGUCAGAAAUCUGAGAGAAAAUUAAUGAAAAUUGUUUGAAUUAUUCUUAUGAUCUCAGUUUUACAAAACAUUGCUUUUUCUAUAAAAUCUCAAUUUUAUUUAUAAGUUAUGAAAUUGACAAUGUUUUGAGGAAAUUUGCCUCAGAAGCAAGAGAUGCUAAAAGACAAACAACAACAGUUAUGACUUCUAACAAAAUUUAGAUUUUAUAGAAUAUUUAUCCUUUAUAUAAUGUUGUAAAUAUUAUUUUCCAAUACGUUCAUUUAUCAUUGUAUGAUUACUUUGUCUACAUAGGAAUUACACUAUUAUAUACAAUUUAUGUUACCAUACACUAGGGGCAUUUUCUGUAUUAACUGAUUUGAGUUAAUGUUUGAUAAAUUCAUUUUUCUUCUGGAAUGAGAGUAACAUAGACUAGUAAAAUUAUGUUUAAUUAAGAACUAUGUCUUAAUUUUACAAUUAAUUCUUGUUCUAAACUCUCAUUAUAGAUUUUCCCAUGAUUUCACUGUAAAUGAUGUUUUUUUCAUUUAAAAAAGUGUUUACUUGGAUCGUUUUUUUCAAACAUACUUUAAAAAAGUUAAAACCGUUUACAAUUCAGAGAGAUAAAUAAAGUAUUUCUUGGGUUAUCAUAUUAAUAGUCAUUAAUUGUUAUUUGUUUAUUUUGUACAUGUAUGUGUUGUCUAUAUAUUGCUCUGUUUUGUGUAAAUAAAAAUGUUUGGUGUAAUAAUUAGAAAUGAAUGUUUAUAAAUAGAAGUGGAUGUUUAUAAAUAGAAAUGGGUGUUUAUAAAUAGAAAUGUCAUACCUUACUGUUAUUCAAAUUGUUAAAUAUUUUUGUCUUCCCUUUUCAAAUCAACGUCAACUGCCCAUAAAUAAAUACUAAAAAAUAAAUGGCAUAUAAUAUCUGUGGUCGUUUUGUGCAAUUGAUAUACUUCACAUUAUAACAGUUCAGUAUCCCAUGCUAAUGUCAUUUUCAGUUUUGCACAUAUUUCUUUUGUAAUGGUAUAGUAAAUUCUUGUAAAUAGUGUGUAAAUAUUAAAAAAAAAUGUUAUAAACUUGAUGAUGUAAGAAUUUAUUUUCAUUUUCAAUAUUUACUGAGUGUCUCAAAAUGUCAUGUAGAAUUUUUUUCUUAGUGGACAAACCUAUUUAUGUUUUGUUGUGAUUUUCUCAGACUAUUUUGAAACAUCUGUCUUUUUUAAGAUAUUUUUUCUCUCUAAGUAUUUACCUUUCAGAUUAAAGGGAAGUACUGAAUGUUCAAAGGGAGAUUACUCAAUCAAAACAUUUAAACAACUUUUAUUAUUGCGAUAGCCGUCUCAUUAGCAUGGAUUGAAAGUUUUACAGAAGACAAAAUCUGUUGUUUUGACUGGAUGACUGGGCAUAUUUUAAUGGAAUGUAAUGGCCAACUUUUAAAAAAAAAUAAUAUUGUUUUCUGUUCAAUUCCUACCAAUUGUUGGACUAUAAAAACCAAGCAUGGUAUUGUUUCAGUGGAACAUAUUGUCUAAAACUUAGAUUCAGUGGAGUUCUGUGGGAGAGACAACAUGGUAUGUUUUUGUUUGUUAAAUACUUCACCAAAAUUAAAUAGAAUGGAACACUAGUAAAAAUUGGUUGAAAACAAGUUUAGGAGUAAAACAUGACACUUUGAGACACCCCUUUACUCAUUUUUUGUGAACUAUUGUGUGUUGUUUAUUUUGGUAGGAAAGGGUACACGAUUGUGAGAUUUUGGAAGGAAGUUGCAGAUGAAUGCGUCCAUGUAUAUGUGUGUAUGGUGUGUUUUUUUCUGUUUUUAUCAGAUAAUGUUGACAUAUCUAGUAUUACAUGUUAUAUUCAAAGUAAAUUUGUGUAUUUAUGAAAAAAAGUGCUUGCAAAUGUAAUUUUGUCUUUUAUCUUUUAUUAAAGUUUAAAAUGUAUAAAAAAAGGAAAAUCAAUAAAAUGUUCAAUUAGGGUAACUGUGUUUGCAGUAUUUUAUGAUUUUGAGUAAAUUUGUUGUUUUUAAAUCCACUGUUGAAGAAGGAUGGUCACAGUGCUAUAAGUAGAGUGUGCUAAAAAUUUGCUUUGGUAUUUGAUAUUGUAUGAGCCACUGGACAUUAAGCAGCCAACAAUCAAUGAAUGAUAUUAUUCUGAAAAUCAUAACUGUUUUCCAAUUUAAGACCAAAAAGAUCUUUCUCUUUUAGUUUACUCCUUGGUUUUGAUUGUUAUUGUCUAGUAGAGGUUAAUAUUGACUGGCGAGUGUUAGAAAAUAAAGUUUUCUUUGGAAAUAGAUUGAGGGCGACACAAAAAAAUCUUUUUGUAUUAGGGCAAUACCUAGCCAUUUACUGGGGGAAAAAGUGGUUAUUUCGUUCUGUAACUUUAUGUACUAAAUGCACACUAUAAAACUAAAGGCUGGUGUUUAAAUUACUUGUAAAUUUCAAUGAUGUAGAGUACUCCAUGACAUCAGAUAUAUUUCAACUGCAAUGGAAAGUUUUAUUUUAACUUCACUGCCAACAAAGAUAGAGACAUUAAAAUCCUUAAAACUAAAUACUGCAAGGAAGUUGUUUACACAUUUUGAUUAUUGUUCUGGUAAGAGUUAUAACGAUGGAAGGGUGGAUUUCUAUAACUGAAUGAUAUGAUUAAUAUUUAAUGUAAAAAUGUUUGUGUUAAAUUGGUGACUAGAAAAAAAUAAUUAUUCUGUAUGUUUUAUGCAAGUAGUGAAUUACAGUAUUAUUUCAUGAAUGGGUACUAUGUUUUUUUUUUAUCUAUUUAAAGUUUCUCUGAUACAAAGGGAUGUAUUAUACAUAGUUUAAUCUAUUAAAGAAAGGUUGUGUAUCCUAAGUUUCUUUCUUCCAGAGUUCUAUAUAUAUAUUUCCUAACAAACAAAAAUCUUUUUAUGGUAAAUCUGUUUGUAGAUACUGUGUGUCCUUAAGAGAUAGUUUUUGAAGAAAAAAAUAAAUCACUGCUGCUAAGUUUAUAAGCUCUCAUAAGCUAUAAAUAAAAGUGAAACAAAAUUGAUAAACCUUUAAUUUUUCGAAAGGACUAUUUUUACUGAUUUAGAUCUUUAGGCUGUUAUACUACUAUUUUGUAUUGACAUUUCUGUCCACAAAAACAACAAAAUUUGAAUUUCUAUAACAAUUUCUAUCCAGGGAAACAAUAAAAUUAAAGUUUCUAGAAGAAAAUUGAUUGCCUACAGUUUAACAGCAUUGAAUGUUAAUUUGUGGGAAAUUUAAAAAAUACAGCUAUUGCAUCUUUUAACUACAACUUUUGGGUGUCCUUUAGAAAAAUGUUCAUGAAAAAAUAGUCUUGAUAGCGUCUUAGUCUUCUGAGGCUUAGUAUUUUGUUUUGAAAGGAACAACACUUUCUUACAAGAAGUUUGAUUAAGAAAGAAGCUCUUAGUUGUGAUAUUUGUCUCAGGUUCAUGAUAUUGUCAUUUGUGUGCUUGGAUUGUGAAAAUAUGGAUGGAUGAUUGGUUUGCCUGGUUCAGUUCUUGUGAAGUAGGAGAAAAAAAUAUAUUCAAUAAAUUUUCACUUCCAUAUUGUGUUCCUUCUUCUCUAUGGUCGAGUUGUUGUCUUUUUGACGCAUUUCCCAUUUCUGUUCUACAUUUUAUUCCUGGUCAAUGAGGAGUAAGUUCAGAAGCUUUCAAUCUCUGUCUUAUUGUGUUUAUAUUACAUUAGAACGUGAGCAGAUUAAUUUAGAACUUAUACCCAAUGCAAAUAUGAAGAGUUUUAAAAUGUGUCAGUGAUAUUUAGCCUUCCAGUUUGCCUAUACUGUUCAAGUACUACAAAUCCACUUCCAUCUACAGAUAUAGGCUUAUUUUUAAGUAUUCGCACAAACAACUACUGCAUCACGUGUAGGAAAAUAAAAAGGGGCCAGAAUAAAAGAAUAAAGGAUCUUGACACAGAAAAUACAAGUCUGUUUCAUAAAAACAUUCACGAGGAAAACUCUUCCAAGAUUCACCUACUUAAGCUGCUGAAGUUAUAGUGUAGUAUUGACAAGGUGCAAAGAUAUCCUGCUCCCUGUUGUAAAUUUAGGCAACAGUUACAAUUUUACCAGCUUUUAGAUUUCUGCUUUUCUUACAAUGACCAUAUUUUAAGUGAAUAGUGUGGAAAAGGUCCUGGACAUUAUGUCACUAUUUAAAUAUUCAUUUGUUAAAUAAGAAAUAGUUUUAUUUUUCAUCCAGAAUAGAUAAACACCUGUCUAAUUUCAUCUUGAAUUUUCAUGGAUACUGACAUUUUAAAUUGCAAUGUUAGUGUAUGCAAAUACCAGAAAUGCUCGUCGCACCUAGAAAAUUAUAAAUAAAAAAAAAUGAAAAGAAGGGAGGUAAAUCAGGUUGAACAAAAAGGGAGAUAAAUGAGUAUUAAGUGUGGAGGUUAAUUUAUGGUGGCUAAUGGAACAAUAUAACAGCUAAUUAUUUCCUAAUGCUUGAAGAGAAAAAAUUUCGUAAGCUUGCCUGUUUUGUUUGUAUAAAUGUUUAUUUAAGCUAUUAAGAUUGACAUCUUCAACCAUAUAUAUGACAUAGUUAAACCUGUAUAUAUUAUAUUCAAAUUUAAUUGUACAAUAUACAAACUAAGCAGGCAAGCUAACCAAAGUCUAGCUCUACAUGCAUUAGGAAAUUAGCUGUAAGAAAUAUUUAAUCCCAGUUCAUUUGUGAACAUUCCUGUUGUGGACACUAAUACUUGUAUCUUAUUUACUGUAAACCAACUAAAUUUCGCGAGUGAUUUAUUUUCGCGACUUUCGCGAGUAGAAAAAUAACGCGAAUUAAAAUCGUCGCGAAAAUGUAUCACUUGGAUCUUUUUUAUUUGAACAACUCAAGUAAAUUAGAAAAUCGCGAAAUUAAAUAGCCGGGAAGUGGCCUAGAUAGUACCAAACGCGAAAUUAAAUAUCUGUGAAAAGAAGUUGGUUUACAGUAUACUGUAUAUUCAAUGUUUGUGUAAUAUUUUUUGAUAUCAUUGUAUACAAGGUGUUAAUGAUUAGUACAGUUGAUAAGCAGUAUUUUGGGAGUAAGAAUUUUUGUUAUUUUUGUAAACAUAGUAAUUGUAUAAUGGAUAUCUUUUUGUUUACUUCAGUAAAAACAGUGAGAUGAAAGAAAAAUGUCAUGUUGGAAACUUCUUGUAUAUGGUCAAUAUUUGAUUUUAAGUUGUUUUUUUCACUGAAAUUUUUAAUUUAUAUUUCUUCACAUCAUAAAAAAGAUAACACUAAUAGACUGAAAGAGUGUUUUGCCAAGUUAUUAGUUCAUAUUAGAAUCAAAAUUAGGUUGAGUUGAUGUGAAGAACUGAAACCUGGUUAUUUGUCAUGCCUCUUCCAAAUCUCCAUGGCAAGACUUUUGGACAUGCUGACCAUGGUGGAUUUGACAGUGGUAUCAGCAAUGUAUUAGUUAGUGAUUAGAUCAGUUUAAGGGGAACCCUUAGUGUAGUUCAUAUUUGUACUUCAAAUGAUUUCAUAGUUUACAUGCUAUUUAAACUUCAAUAUUUACAUUAUUCUAUCAAAAUUACACACCGGCACAACAUAUCUCUUGUUCAAUAGUUUUUUUAUUGUACUGGAGAGGAGAAAUGAAAUGAAAGGUCAUGUUUAUAAAUCACUGCUCCCUCGUAUCAAUUUGCUUUAUUUAAUUUUUUACUUAAAUAGCCUACCAUUGUUUACUGUUAGUGGAAGAUUAAAAGAAUUCCUUUUACCACAAAUUAUUAAAACCAUCUGCUAUUCAAGCAACGACGAUAUAUAUCAAUAGAUAUUUGUCCAGUUUUUUUCUAUCAUUUAAGUUUUUAUCCCUUUCCAAUACCAGAUGAAUAGCUUUAGGGUUCAGAAAGGGGGCACUUUACCAAGGGGGCACUACUGUGGAUUCAUUUAUUUUCAUGAGUACCAAUUUUCGUUGUUUAAAGAAGACUUGCAUAUUCAUGUAUAUUUAAUUUCGUGGUUUUGACAAAGUCUGCAUACUUUCCUUUAGAAAAUUUAUAAUUUGUUGAACAUUUAAAUUCGUGGUUCCCCUGUACUCACGAAAUCCACGAAAAUUGGUAUCCAAGCAAUACUAAUGAGUUCACAGUAUCUACUAUUGAUUAUGUGUUUAUAUUGUUUUAGAACAUUUCAAUCUUUAGCUGUUGUGUCUAUAGUAGACAGCUCCAUACACUGUAAUGAUUAACGUGAAGCUCGUUGAAUGGUAAGAAUUUUUUGGUGUAUAUUUUUGUUCACAUUUUUUUGAAUUGUAUUAUUGUACUUGACAAAACAGAAGUUGUAUUUGUCAUUUAAGAGCUUCUGACAAUUAAGAAUAAACAUAUUAAAUUGC